Molecule: messenger RNA, 2814 nt
Organism: Ipomoea triloba (trilobed morning glory)
Lineage: Eukaryota; Viridiplantae; Streptophyta; Magnoliopsida; Solanales; Convolvulaceae
Product: DNA (cytosine-5)-methyltransferase 1A-like
Exons: 11
Coding region: 1-2814 (937 amino acids)
Cellular component (GO): nucleus
Molecular function (GO): methyltransferase activity; chromatin binding
Source: RefSeq, a predicted model, not a curated record
AUGGAGAAUAUUGAGACUACCGAAUCUGUUGUAGUUAACAGAAAAAGACAAAGGAAACCGAGUGUUAAGGUGUCGGAAGCAGCGGCUGCAUCAAGUAAUGGGAGUCCUGAAACGAGCAGAAGAAGAGGGAGGAAGUCGGCUAGGGUGGAAAGCAGUGAAGAAGAUAAAGGAAAAGAAACUGUGCCUUCAACGGCGGCGUCGGAGAGCACGGUUGUUGAGCAGGGAGAAGACGCGAAUUCCCGGAGAUCGGCGGUGACCACCACCAGGCUGGUGGCGAGGAUAUGGGGAGAGUAUUUCUCCACGGAGAGCUCAAAGAAAGUUGAUGAUGAGAAAUGGAUGCCCUAUUAUCAAUCUCCGAGGAAACCGACGAGUAGUACAAGUAGAAAUGAGGUUUCAUGGAUUGGUCGAACAACCAGGGUAACUUCUGACGGCAACAAUGUUCUUUAUUGUGGAGUGUCUAUCAAUGGAGUUUCGGUAUUCCCCGGCUCCGUCGUGCUGGUCAACCAGCCUCGCGAGGGCCGAGACUCCACCAUUUGUUUUGUGGAAUAUAUGAUUCAAUCUUCGGACGGAACAAAGAUUGUCCAUGGACGGGUGAUGGUGGGGGCAUUCGAGACAGUCCUCGGAAACAACGCCCACAAGAGGGAGCUCUGUCUGAUCGAGGAUUGCCUCGACUUCCAUCCCUGCAACGUCACAAAAUCGUUGGAUGUUAAAAUCCAACCGAAACCAUGGCCCAUGAAAGAACAAGAAGAAGGCAGAGAGACAGAAUACUUCUGUCGAAACCUAUACUGUCCUGACAAAGGUGGGUUUUUCAGUUUAAAAACCGAUUCCAUAGGACUAGGCAAUGGCCAUUGCCAGUCCUGCAAAACAAGAAAAUCCCACGAAGAAAAAAACACAUUCUCCUACUGUGACUCCCCUAUUAGUUUCACAUAUCAAGGGAUUCACUACAAUGCUCUGGACUUUCUCUACAUUCCUCCUUCCCAUUUAGAGGAGUCCAAUAAUGGCAAUAAAAGUGUCAUCGAAGACGAGGAUGAUUCGAUGCCAAAAGCAUAUGUAAUAUGCCAGCUUGUGUCGGUGGAUACGCCUUCUUCACCUGCACAGCUAAACCCUGAGGAUGUAAGUAUCAUAGUCAGAAGGUUUUACAGACCUGAAGACUUAAAUGCAAUGGAUGCUUACCUCUCCGAUAUCCAUACGGUAUAUUGGAGUGAUAAGACAACAACAGUGCCUGUCACUGCAGUGAAGGGGAAAUGUGCAGUUUGGACAAGGAAAGAUUUUGUAUUUAUGGAUUUUCCUUAUUCGCAUGAGCAUAAUUUCUUCUGUGAAUAUGUAGUAGCAGACCCAGAUAAUAGGCCAAAAUUGCUACCGCUUUUAGAGGGCUGCUUGGAACUCAAAGAGACAAGCAGAAAGAUAGAAGAAGAAAAAGAAGAUGAACCAGGCAGCAAGUGUGUGGUUCCUAGAAGUCCCUUGGCUACACUGGACAUAUUUUCUGGCUGUGGUGGCUUAUCAGAAGGUCUAGAAAAGUCAGGUGCAGCAGUCACAAAAUGGGCGAUAGAAUCUGAUCAAAAGGCAUCUGAAGCUUUCAAGCUGAACCAUCCACAUGCCUUCACAGUGGUCCAAAACUGCAACGUUGUUCUCAGGGAUGUGAUGAUGGCCAACGGGGAUGCCCACGACUGUAUCCCCUCCACUGAAGCUUCAUCGUCUGCAUCAAAGGUGGACGAUGACGUUCUCAGCCGUCUGCCCAAACCUGGAGACGUCGAUUUUAUAGUUGCAGGACCUCCCUGUCAGGGUUUUUCUGUCCUGAACAGGUACAAGAAAAACUCGUUGAGUGAUGCAAAGCGCACGAUGAUACUGGCGUUUUUAUCCUAUGUUGAUUACUUCAGGCCCAAGUAUGUCCUAGUUGAAAACGUUAGGAACCUCGUCAGUUUUGACAACAUGCAACCAUUUCAGCUCACCCUUAACUCAUUUCUAGAAAUGGGCUAUCAGGUUAGGUUUGGAGUCCUGGAGGCCGGAGUCUAUGGCGUGGCACAGUCGCGGAAGCGCGUGUUCAUAUGGGCGGCAGCGCCUGAAGAGACGCUCCCGGAAUGGCCAGAGCCAAUGCAUGCAUUUCCAACGCAAAACCUGAGAAUCAAGCUAGAUUUGGGCGCAAAUUCCCAUUACACUGCUGUCCCGAGCACAAGAGCCGGUGCCCCUUUGCGUGCUCUCACUGUCAGAGACACCAUCGGAGAUCUCCCUGCAUUGAUAGAUGGAGAUAAUAUAGGAACAAUGCCGUACAAAAGUGAUCCUAUUUCCUGGUUCCAAAAAAGAGUCCGAGGAAAUCAUCAGAAUAUAUUGACGGAUCAUAUUACGAAGAAACUGACUGAAACGAACCUCAUUCAGUGCCUGUACCUCUCCGCAGGUCAAGAUUGGAGAGAUCUUCCUGAUAAGAAGAUUGAGCUGCCAAGUACUGGGGAAUUUGUUGACUUGAAACCUAAAUGGCUGGUUAAGUUGCGGGAUAAAGGUUACAAGUCAAAUGGUGUUCUUGGAAGAUUACAUUGGGAAAAAAAAUUUCCUACAGCCAUCACCAACCCUCAGCCAGGAGGUAAGGUUGGGAGAUGGUUUCACCCGGUAGAGCAUAGGAUAAUUUCUGCCCGAGAAUAUGCUCGAUCUCAGGGAUUUCCGGACUGGUACAAAUUUGUAGGACCUUUAAAGAAUAUGUAUCAGCAAAUUGGGAUCCUAAAGGACAAGUACUACCAAGUUAUCAAUAUUGUACUACCGCGACCUCUAGAAUUUGCACCGGGGAAAAAGCCCAAAGCGGCGAUAGAAGCCAAUAAUUCAUAG